CUUCGCCCGGAGGCCGAUGUCGGAAGUUCCGGUGGGCUUGACGUCACUUCCGCCCCACUUCUGGGCGGUGCCAAGAUGGAUGCUUCGGGGGCCUGGGAGCAUCUGCGGCGGCGAUACCAGUUCCCGCCGGACGCCGAGGCACCGGUGGACGGUCAGAGCUCCGCCCGGCAGGGCUCUACAGCUGUUGAGAAAAAGGAGAAACCUCUUCCAAGACUUAAUGUCCACUCUGGAUUCUGGAUUUUGGCAUCCAUCGUUGUGACCUAUUAUGUUGAUUUCUUUAAAACUGUCAAAGAAAACUUGCACACUAGUAGCUGGUUUCUCUUUGGCGGUGCCUUGUUGCUUGUCAGCUUAUCAAUUGCAUUUUACUGCAUACUCUACCUGGAAUGGUAUCGUGGAAUUGGAGAUUAUGAUGUCAAGUAUCCAACCUUGAUACCCAUUACAACUGCUACUUUUAUUGUAGCAGGAAUUUGCUUCAACAUAGCUUUGUGGCACGUGUGGUCAUUUUUCACUCCACUGUUGCUGUUUACCCAAUUUAUGGGGGUUGUAAUGUUGAUCUCACUCCUUGGAUGAUUGUAAAGAUUUAAGGACAUGUCAAUUUAAAGUGAAUGAUUAAACAUCUGGCUAGCUGAAAGCAUCGCAGAUAUAAUGGAAAAGCUACAAUGUGUUUUUGUAUCUAUGAAGUGAAUGGUUUCCUGGGAAAAAUUGUAACUUUGUAGAUCUGUGGUUAAAAUCAGAAUAAAUUGUAUUUCAUUUGCUUAUUCUUAAACUCAAGUGAUUAUUGAAUUUUUCAGAUUCAAAAUAGAAAUAACUAAUUUGGAAUGUUAAUCUGUUUGAAUGAUUGGAGAAAGUAUUGGUGUAAAAAUUUAAACAAAGUUUCAUUAUAGGUGCAUAAUGUACACCCGCUAUUGUAGAUAAAUUGUUCACUUUUCCAUUUAAGAGAUACCAGUGCAUUGUGCAAGAUGACUGGAUGUGUGUGUAAGGGAAAGACAGUGUCGUGUGCCUUUAACCCAACUGCCGCAGUUACUAUAUGUCUCGUUUUUAUAAUAGUUUUGUUAGGUGAGAGGACCAAUUGAAAGUAUUGUAUGUGUUCCCAUCACUUCAGAUUUUAUCAUUGUGUAAAUUAUUGUGUUUUUAGCAUUUGUUUAACAUAUGAACUUUUAGUCAUUUUGAAGUAUGUAUAAUUUUUUCCUUAACAUUUAAAUAAAAUAUUUUUAUAACUUU
Molecule: messenger RNA, 1221 nt
Organism: Diceros bicornis minor
Lineage: Eukaryota; Metazoa; Chordata; Mammalia; Perissodactyla; Rhinocerotidae
Gene: TMEM128
Product: transmembrane protein 128
Exons: 5
Coding region: 76-570 (164 amino acids)
Source: RefSeq, a predicted model, not a curated record